GACAUUGAGACUUGUUGCAAGAGGGUAACUUGGUCAGAACGGUUGAAAACAGCCAAAAACAAGGCGAAAAGUCGUUAAUAUCUCUGGUUGGAUGGAGCAGCAUCACUCACGGUGAUUGGAAGUGUGCAGUGCAUCAAAAGCUACCAAUUGAUCGAGGUCGUUCAGAGUGAUUUGUGGACAAGGAAGCAAUAGGAUUCGGAUUUUCACGGGGCUCCUCCACCCGACCCCCUCCACCUACAUCACCUUCAGUUCCUUUAUCCAGCUCUAUGUAGAUGUACAGUGAAGUUGGCCCUGUGUGUGGUGUGUUCGGCUUCAACCUGUGUAUUCUGUUUUUAUGGAUCGCGGAAGGUGCGUACGUCGUGCCUUACUCCGCCUGAAGGCUCUUCUUACGUACUGAAUGUGUACUUGUCGGGCCUGUCUAGGCACUGAAGAGGCACAGCAGCCACCGUGUUUUGAACAAGAACAGUUUGGCUUGGUGACCAGAAAUCAGAACAAAAGACAUUGUUGGCAAUGGAGAAAUUCAGUUUUGUUCGAGUGACAAUGAUUGGUUCAUUCACCGCUUUGUGAAGGCCCAUCCCCCGCAAGGCCCAAGGACGUGUCAGAAUGUCUUCCUAUGGACGAGGCAGAGACUCUUAUAUCCCUCCAUAUGGACCGAGCAGACUUCAUCCGUAUGAUUAUCCGUCAUGGGGAUAUGUGGUCUUGUAUCUGGUGGUGAUUACAGGAAGCUUGGUGGGCAAUGGCCUUUUUCUAGUCACUUUGCGGAAGAAUAAGGUCCUUCACAGAACAGCGCACUACUUAUUUGGGGCCUUGGCUGUGAGGGACAUUGUUGUGACCUUACUCGUCAUUCCAUUCGUCAUCGAUCAGUCAGUGAAAAUGAUGGAAUGGCGAUCAGGCGAAGUUUUAUGUAAAAUGUUCACAUUCUUGAACGCCAGCACCAUUGCAACGCAUGCCUUCUUGAUUCUGAUCAUCACCGCCUUUUUGUACACAUGGUACAGAAAAAAUGAGGCCUAUGUCACUGAAGACGGACAGACCGUGGUUCGACAAAACAAAAUGCACAAGUGGGCCAUUCCAUUAGCUUGGGUUAUUGGGCUCGGUUUAGCAAUCCCGGCCGGAGCCAUUGCUUAUGAUGCGCGAAAUAUUAUGACUGGUAUCCAGACUUGCGUUGUGUGGGACGGUCGGGGCCAGAAUAACAGCAACUUUUGGGUCCAACUAAGUUUGAUCCUCGUUGGUUUUUUCUUACCGCUGAUCCUGCUUUUGUUUCCUUUGAUCGCCCUUACCAUGCAGCUUUGUGGAGCCCGCGAACCGCACUUAAAUCAUCCUCACAAUCGGAUCGCAGGCAUUGCCGCUUGUUUAGCCCUGGUAUUUCUUGGAACUCAGGCUCCUGCCCAGAUUUACAUGCUAUUAAAUUUGUUCCAACAAAGUACCUUCGGGUUCAGAACCAGUGGCCUCCGACAAUCCACUCCUUACAUGGUGACCGCUUUCGAAACCGACAUGAUCAUGAACGCCGUUGUUUAUGUAGCUUGUAUGAUUCACCCUAUUCUGUAUUUUUCCAUCAAUCCGGAUUAUAGAGCCGGAUUGAAAGUGGCAUGGAACGACCUAUCUUGUAACAAGGAUCCCGUCAGGAUGCAACGGCAAGAAGAGCAAAAGAAGCAAAGACAACAACAGCAAAGGCAAUAUCCGGCCCGAAAUCGGGCCCCGCCAAUCCUGAGGCAAGGUCAAGAACAAUUGUUGCCCAAUCGCCAGCCCCAAAUCAUGGCAGGGCCUCAGAGACCCGGUCAAGUCCCAGUCCAAUACUAUCCCUACCCUCAGCCGCAACAUCCACAACCAAAUCCCGGUGUCUUCCAACAAAGCUAUCCUAACCAACCGCCUCAACAACUGAUGCCGGAUCAACAGUUCUUGGACAAUAGUUUCGAGCGCCUGUCACCUCAAUUGCCACCCGUAUUCGAGUACAAUGGACUCAAGUACAUGGACACAGCCCGUAUCGAGCCGCGCAUUGGGUACUCACCCCAGAAGACCCCGGAGAAGACUCCGGAGAUGAAACGCUACAUGAAUGCGCCCUUCACCACGCCCUUGCGCAGUCCUCCGCCAAUGGAAAUGAUGGACUUGAGCCCCAAAGGGCCUCUGGCCACUUCCGAGACUCAGGAGUUCAAGCUUGAGUCUAUGGAGAGUAGUCCAGGAAACACCUUAAGGUCGAGGAGGUUACGUGAGGAAUUUGAGGAAAACAUCGAACAAUUGGAUGCUAGCCCAAGAUCGAAGCAAAGAAGGAAAACCCAAGAAUCUCAGCAGACCUCGGGAUAUUCCAGUUCGAAUGGAACAGGGAGGUCGUCAAGUCGUCCCAUAAGCCCCCUUGAACGUCCUGUCAGUCGGCAAUCUGGUGUGGAAAUUAUUGUUACUGGUCGUACACGCUCUCGCACCGAUUUGUGUCCAGAUGUUCCAAGGUCCAAGUUUGAGCACAGUGUCUAAAAUUGAAUGUUAAAUGAAAUUGCCAAUCUCAAAGAAUGAGGAAAAAAAACCGGAAAGCUAUUGAGAAGAGAUUGAUCUCAAUGUAACCAAAACCUAUAUAAUUGCAUCGAAAAAUGAACUGUACCCUGAGAGAACAAAUAAUAUAUCAGUGAAAUUGUGAACUAAA
Tigriopus californicus is the source of this 2629-nucleotide messenger RNA. RefSeq names its product neuropeptide FF receptor 1-like. The record is from RefSeq and is a predicted model, not a curated record. Gene Ontology annotation, molecular function: G protein-coupled receptor activity. The transcript has 6 exons. Gene Ontology annotation, biological process: G protein-coupled receptor signaling pathway. Gene Ontology annotation, cellular component: membrane. NCBI's taxonomy places the organism in Eukaryota, Metazoa, Arthropoda, Copepoda, Harpacticoida, Harpacticidae. Bases 604 to 2463 code for a protein of 619 amino acids.